Molecule: messenger RNA, 1728 nt
Organism: Acipenser ruthenus (sterlet)
Lineage: Eukaryota; Metazoa; Chordata; Actinopteri; Acipenseriformes; Acipenseridae
Product: polycystin-2-like
Exons: 6
Coding region: 159-674 (171 amino acids)
Molecular function (GO): calcium ion binding
Source: RefSeq, a predicted model, not a curated record
GUUACUUUUUUCUUCUUUUUUUAUUUGUUUUUAGCUUUACACAGUUUCUAGUUAUUCUUGGAGAAAUCAACUUCAAUGAGCUUGAGCAAGCAAACAGGAUUCUGGGGCCAAUUUAUUUCACAACAUUUGUGUUCUUUGUAUUCUUUGUGCUUUUGAACAUGUUUCUGGCUAUUAUUAAUGAUACAUAUGCAGAAAUUAAAUGUGAUCAGUCACUCCAGAUGACAGAUUAUGAAGUGAGUGAUUUCAUUAAGAAGACUUGCAAUGCAGCCCUUGUUAAACUACGGCUUAAGAAGAAGAAGUUGGUGGAAACCACCACUGAAAGCAUAAAGGACACAGAGGGGAUCAUAUCUGUGAAACAAUUCCAGGUGGAGAUGUUGAAGAAAGGCUAUACAGAAGAAGAAACUAAAGAAAUCUUAAUGAAGUAUGAUGUAAACAGAGAUGGAAAAUUGAGCAAGAAAGAGGUUGACACUAUGACAAGUGAACUUGAAAAACAAGAGCACUCUGCCCUGAAGGAAGACAAUGGAAGAAGGACAGACAGUACACACGUUGAAGAGGGGAAUCUUCCGUCACCUCCUGAAUUUGUGUCUAAGCAAGACUAUCAGCGCUUUCAAACAUCGACACCUCCUCUCACCACUGCUCAGUUUGGGAAGCAAAGCUUCAGCAAGCUUCCUUAAUGCCACUCCACGUAACUGCAUCCCUCUUCUCUGAAUGGACGGCUUAGUAGAGAUCCCAGCUAUCAUUGGUUGUUUCGAGUGCCUGUUAAAAGAAAGUUAUUGAUCUUAUGAACUGGAGUGGUUCCACCUAUCACACUCCAUUUUUUAAUAAAAAACUUGAAGCAGCUAGUGAUAGCGCUAGCAGUGAGGGACUGUAGUUAAAUUGGAGCCCUCUCAGAGAUAGUUGACAGAGCUCCGAGAAAAGUUAGGCAGGUAUGGCUCACCUUGCUAGCGUGAGCACCCUCGCUGCCUUUAUAAAAAAUGCAUUCCUGUUAAAUAUACUGAUGAUACACCUUUGUUUCUUAAAGAAUAUGGAUGUCCGCAUUUCUUUAUUGGUUCGCAUGCGUACCUAUGUACCAGUUAUGUGAAUCCCUGUAUAUAAAGCAUCAUUUAAUGUAUAAUUACAUCCAUUGUCUGUAUUAAAGUCAUUAUAAAUGUGGUGUUUUUAUUAUUUGCUUUUGUGUAGGAUGGUGAAACAUGUUUUACAGUUGGAAGAGCGGAUUGAUGAAAUUACAUUCAUGAACAAUAAACUACUUAUACAGUUAAAUUCUUUAGAAUCGAUAACAUCGUCAGAAAGUUACAAAAAGGAUGAUUGGGACUUUGUAAGUUAUAAAAUCUCUUUCAAUACAAAUAGUUUUGUUUGGGUAUAUCAGAAGUUUGGACAAAUACAGUAUUGACAUCAUUAUGGGUGACCAAAGCAUGAUUUUGAACUCUAAUGCAAUCUAAUAAAAGCGUUUCAGGUCGACAUUGUCGGCUACUGUACACAGGCCUUUAGUAUGAGUCAUGUAAUACAGUAUGACCUGUAGCAGGGCCAUUGAGAAUUUGUGCCUCACAGACUAACCAAUAGCUCCUUUAUAACUAGAACUUAGAACAGAACAAGAGAAAACAUGUCCAGCAUUAAAAUUGGCCAAAAAGCAAGAACAUGUUUUGUAUUGGCAGAAAUUGACUGAAUUGUAAUUGGAGUGGCAACUGUACAUGUUAAAUAAUUUAUUCCAAAUAAAAUUAAACCGAAUUA